AUGAUGCUAAAGAACCAAAUUUUGCUCGAUAUCGAAGAUGUCAAGGAGAGAUACCAGAUAUACGUGUCUACGUUUCCAGAUCUAAAGUUGAACAGUUUCUACUUUAUUGAAGAGAACCUACCUGUUACAGAAAAUUUAAAUAAUAUUGCUAAAUCAGCUUUACAAGAAGAAAAUACAGUGGCCUCUAUGUUUGUAUACUAUCCUAUAUUUUUGGAUAUAGCCUCAAGAUGGCUAUCAGAAGCUUUUAAAGAUGAUAAGACAUUAAUUUUAGGAGCAUAUGCAAAUAUUGUUACUUCAUUGACACUAAUUACUCCUUUACUAGAUGAAUUUCUAUCAAAAAAUAACGAGCAUUUCGUUAUAAUAUUACAAAAUCCUUCUUCUCAAGAUCCUCAAAUUAUCCAAGACAUUUUAUUGGCAUAUUAUAGAAUAUUAUAUUAUGAUAGAGACACUUUUAUUAAAUACAUUAAUUCUGAAAUUAUUUAUGCCUUACUAAACAGUCAUAGUUGUGAAUCGAAUGGUAUCCUCAAAAUUUUAUCGGUGCAGAUACUGUCAAUUUUGUUAGAAAUGAGUGAGUAUUCUCAUGUUGAAUUACUAAACCAACAUUUGCAAGAAAGUGACUCUACCAUUGGAGUUUUUAAUUCGAAAGAUAAUGUUAAUUACAAUUAUUUCUCAUUUAAUGAAUCCAAUAGACUAUCAGAAAUUUCUUCAUUACCUAAGGUUCAUGAAAAAUAUGAAAUUACAAAAGGAAAAAAGUAUAUCACUAUUGAACCAGAAUUCUUAGAUUCUAAUGUUGUAUCUGUAUUUGGUAAACUAAUAAUUAAAAAUGGGAAGAAAGAAACCAAAAAUAUUAAAGAAGAAGAAUCUAAUGCAGCUAACUUAUUUGUUCCAAUUGAGAGAUCUAUUAAAGCGUUACGUCAGAUUGCAACACUUGUACAGGAUUCAGAACCAGUGAUGCUUUUAGGUGCAUCAGGUUCUGGCAAAACAUUUAUAGUGAAUGAAUUAGCGAAAUUCACCGGUCGCAGUGAUUCCAUCAUAAAGAUACAUUUGGGCGAACAGACUGAUGCCAAAUUACUAAUAGGUACAUAUACAUCUGGCGAAAAACCGGGGACGUUUGAAUGGAGAUCUGGUAUUUUAACAAAUGCCGUCAAAGAAGGUAGUUGGGUAUUAAUCGAAGAUAUAGACAAAGCACCAACAGAAGUUUUAUCUAUAUUAUUGACUUUAUUAGAAAAACGUGAAUUAAUCAUCCCAUCAAGAGGUGAAGUUAUUAAAGCUGGAACCGGCUUUCAACUUAUAUCUACGGUUUGCAUUACAGAGGAAAAUAACACCGCAUAUAACCUGAAAGAAAAUAUCCCAAAUAUUAUCGGUAUUAGUAAGUGGAAAACGAUUAAUUUUGAAGCGCCUAACAAUGACGAAUUAAACACCAUCUUGGUUGCUAAAUUCUCUGUCCUAAGGAAUUUAAUUCCAAAAAUCAUUUUGUCCUACAAUUCAGUUAAAUCCAUUUAUACUGAUCCAAGGUUUAUUUCACUUAAUAAAGGUGCCCAUGCUAGAAUAGUUUCAGUAAGAGAUAUUGUAAAACUUUGCCAUAGACUUGAUGCAUAUUUCAAACAGAACAAUAUUAUCGAUCCAAACCAACUUAUUGAAUCAUCUAUUUACGAUAACAUCUUUUCAGAAGCAAUUGAUUGUUUUGUCGGAGCAAUUAGUGAACCCAAAGCCCUUGAGCCGUUUAUUAAUGUAAUUGGUGAAACAUUAGAUAUCCCACCUUCUAGAAUUUCAUUGUACCUAACUAACCACGUCCCGAUAUUUGAGAAUCUUGAUGAUAAAAUUCAUAUUGGUCGAUCCAUUUUACCGAAGACUAGCAUAUCAUUGCAAAAAAAAUCUGGCAAUGCUACUUCUUUUGCUACAACGAACCAUUCUCUGAGAUUGAUGGAACAAAUUGGUGUUGCUAUUCAAAUGACCGAGCCAGUUUUAUUAGUAGGUGAAACCGGUACUGGUAAAACAACCAUUGUUCAACAAAUGGCUAAAUUAUUAAGAAAACCAAUAACCAUUAUUAAUGUUUCUCAACAAACAGAGAGUGGUGAUUUAUUAGGUGGUUAUAAACCUGUCAAUUCCAAAUCCAUUGCCAUCCCAAUUCAGGAAACGUUUGAAACCUUAUUCAGCGCCACUUUUUCCAUGAAGAAGAAUGAACGUUUUUAUAACCUUGUACACAAGUGUUUUAACAAAGGUCACUGGAAAAAUUUAGCUCGAUUAUGGAAAGAAGCACACAAAUUAUCAUUAUCAGUUUUGAAGGUCGAUAAUGAUUCAGAAAAUGAAAAGGAAAAAAAUGUAAAGAAAAGAAAGCUAAAUCAACAUGACUUAUCAAUACUUUCUGAAAAAUGGCAGCAAUUUCAAGAUAUGGUUGAGAAAUUCGAAGCCCAAUCAAGCUCGUUAGAAAGUUCCUUUGUGUUUAACUUUGUAGAAGGUUCAUUAGUUAAAGCUGUCAGAAACGGUGAAUGGCUAUUGUUAGAUGAAUUGAAUCUCGCUUUAGCUGAUACUCUUGAGAACAUUACUGAGCUGUUAAAUGAUAGUUCUUCAAGAAGUUUGCUUCUAUCAGAAAAAGGUGAUACGGAACCAAUUAAGGUGCAUCCAGAUUUCAGAAUAUUUGGUUGUAUGAACCCGGCUACAGAUGUUGGUAAGCGUGAUUUACCUUCUGGUAUUAGAUCAAAAUUUACUGAAAUUUAUGUCCAUUCCCCAGAUAAAGAUAUAACUGAUUUGCUUUCUAUUAUCGAUAGAUACAUCGGCAAAUACAGUGCAAGUGAUGAAUGGGUAGGCAAUGAUAUUGCAGAAUUAUACCUGAAGGCUAAACAUUUGUCUGAAGAAAACAAAAUCGUUGAUGGUGCAAACCAGAGACCUCAUUUCAGUAUUCGUACCUUAACACGUACUCUAUUGUACGUAAGUGAUAUUGUUCAGGUUUAUGGAUUGCGCCGUUCAUUAUAUGAUGGGUUUUGCAUGAGUUUCUUAACUUUAUUAGAUUUAAAGUCUGAAAAUUUAUUGAAACCAAUUAUUGAGCAGUAUACAUUAGGUAGAUUGAAAAAUGUGAAAUCAGUCCUAUCACACAUCCCAUCUGCUCCGGGUCCCGGUUAUGUAACUUUCAAGCAUUUCUUAUUGAAGACAGGUGCAUAUGAAAUUAGAGAACAACCACAUUAUAUUAUUACUCCAUUCGUUGAGAAAAACAUGUUGAAUUUAGUUAGAGCAUCAUCUAGUAAACGUUUCCCUAUAUUAAUCCAAGGUCCUACCUCUGCAGGUAAGACAAGUAUGAUAAAGUACUUAGCUGAUAUUACCGGACAUAAAUUUGUCCGUAUUAAUAAUCACGAACAUACAGAUCUACAAGAAUACUUAGGUACAUACACGACAGAUGAUUCCGGUAAGUUAAGCUUUAAAGAAGGUGUUUUAGUAGAAGCUUUGAGAAACGGUCACUGGAUUGUUCUUGAUGAACUUAACUUAGCUCCAACAGAUGUUCUAGAAGCUCUUAAUAGACUAUUAGAUGAUAACAGAGAAUUAUUUAUUCCGGAAACUCAGGAGGUGAUUCAUCCACAUCCAGAUUUUAUGCUAUUUGCAACACAAAAUCCACCGGGGCUAUAUGGUGGUCGUAAGAUUUUAUCAAGGGCUUUUAGAAAUAGAUUUUUAGAGUUACAUUUUGAUGAUAUACCCGAAGAUGAGUUAGAGAUUAUUAUUAGGGAACGUUGUCAGAUAGCUCCCACAUAUGCAAAAAAAAUAGUAGAAGUAUACAGACAGCUAUCUAUCGAGAGAUCUGCUUCCAGAGUUUUUGAACAGAAAAAUGGUUUUGCAACUUUACGUGAUUUGUUCCGUUGGGCUUUAAGAGAUGCCGUAGGAUACGAACAACUUGCUGCUAAUGGGUACAUGCUUCUUGCAGAAAGAUGUAGAACAACUCAGGACAAACAAAUUGUUAAAAAAGUUCUAGAAAAAGUUUUAAAAGUUAAAUUAAAUAUGGACCAAUACUAUCAGGAUUUAGAAGAUGAAAAAUUGAUACAAGCACCAACAUCAGUAGUGUGGACUAAUGCAUUGCGUAGAUUGGCUGUUCUGGUAAAUUCGUGUAUGAAAAACAACGAGCCUAUAUUGCUUGUUGGUGAAACGGGCUGUGGUAAAACUACUAUAUUUCAAAUACUUUCAAAAUAUCUUGAGAAAGAGUUAAUUAUACUGAAUGCACAUCAGAAUACUGAAACAGGUGAUAUUCUUGGGUCACAAAGACCUUUCCGUAAUAGGUCUGAAAUACAAGCUAAGUUAGUGAAUUUAUUAAAUCCUUACUUUACAAAUCACAAUAACUCUGAUUUCGAAAGAAUGUUACUUACUUUUGAUAAAAUGGAUAAGUCAUCUAUACCUGAAGAUGUUUUAAAAGAAGUUGAACUUUUGAAAGUAUCAGCAAAUAAAUUAUUCGAGUGGUGCGAUGGUCCUCUGGUACAUGCAUUGAAGGAUGGUGAUUUUUUUCUUUUAGAUGAGAUAUCUUUGGCUGAUGAUUCUGUUCUAGAAAGGUUGAAUAGUGUUUUAGAACCAGAAAGAAGUAUUUUGUUGACAGAAAAGGGUUCCUCUGAUAGUUUUAUAACCGCUAAUAAUGGAUUUCAAUUUUUUGCUACUAUGAAUCCAGGUGGUGACUAUGGUAAAAAAGAAUUAUCUCCUGCUCUAAGGAAUAGAUUUACUGAAAUUUGGGUUCCCUCGAUGGGCGAUUUUUCUGAUGUUGAAUUAAUUGUGGAAAGCAAGUUAGAUAAUAAACUAAAAGAGCUUACAAAACCAAUUGUCAAAUUUUCAGAAUGGUUUGGUAUAAGAUUUGGAGGGGGAAACGUUUCAAGCGGGAUUAUUUCCUUACGUGAUAUAUUGGCUUGGGUAGAAUUUAUUAACAGUACCUUUAUUCAUAUCAAGGACAUGCUGGCCUCUUUGGUCCAUGGUGCUUCUAUGGUUUUUGUAGAUUCAAUUGGUACAAAUAACACCGCAUAUUUAGCUGAGAACGAGGAAAAGUUAAAAAUUAUAAAGAAAGAAUGUAUUGAAAAAUUAUCCAAGCUUGUUAAUAAAGACUUAAAGUCAUAUCUGGACACAACCCCUGUAUUAAAAAUCUCUGAAGACAAUGUGCAAAUUGAUUUAUUCAAUAUCAAAUGUAAUUCAAGUUUUUCAAAUUCUAAUUCGUUCAACACAACUGCUCCGACGACGGCUGCUAAUCUAAUGAGAGUUGUUAGAGCCAUGCAAGUAAAUAAGCCAAUAUUACUUGAAGGUAGCCCUGGUGUUGGUAAAACUAGUCUAGUGACUGCAUUAUCUGAACUAACAGGAAAUAAAUUAACAAGAAUUAAUCUUUCAGAGCAGACCGACUUAAUUGAUUUAUUUGGUUCUGAUGUACCAGGAGAAAAUGCAGGCGAAUUUGUUUGGAGGGAUGCUCCAUUCUUAAGAGCAAUGCAAAAAGGUGAAUGGGUUUUGUUAGAUGAAAUGAAUCUUGCUUCACAAUCUGUACUAGAAGGUCUAAAUGCUUGUUUAGAUCAUCGUGGUGAGGCAUAUAUUCCAGAAUUAGACAAAUCGUUUGUACGCCAUCCUGGGUUUUUAGUAUUUGCUGCUCAAAAUCCACAGUAUCAGGGUAGUGGCAGAAAAGGUUUACCAAAAUCUUUCAUCAACAGAUUUAGUGUAGUGUAUGUUGAUAUGCUUACCGCAGAUGACUUGUUGAUAAUUGCUCAACACUUAUUCCCUAAUAUUGAACAGGAAACGUGUGCAAAAAUGAUCAAAUUAAUGUCUCGUCUAGAACUUGAGGUUUGCAAGCAAAAAUUAUGGGGUUUGAGCGGUACUCCUUGGGAAUUUAACCUAAGAGAUACUUUAAGAUGGUUAAAAUUAAUGAAUAAGAAUUCCAUCACCGAAAAUACUGAUGCAGCUUAUUUUGUUAAUAUGAUUAUUACACAAAGAUUUAGAACACAUGAAGAUCGUGAACAAUCACGUAUGAUUUGCAAUGAAAUAUUUGGUGAGUUUACGAAAAAAGAUUCAUUAUUGAAACUAUACCCAAAUUAUAUUCAAAUAAACAAUACUAUAACUGAAAGGAACCCUGUAUAUCGUUCCCAUGUCAAUAAGAGAUUAUUUUCAAUGCAAUGCAACACAGAUAUUUAUGAAUCUGUAGUUCAAUGUGUGAAUAAUAAUUGGCCAUUGAUUUUAGUUGGUCCAAGUAAUUCGGGAAAAACUGAAAUUAUAAGGUACCUGGCAUCAAUAAUGGGCGCAAAGGUAGAUAUGUUUUCUUUGAAUAGCGAUAUUGAUAGUAUGGAUAUCCUUGGUGGCUACGAGCAAGUUGAUAUGGUUAAAAAAAUGACAUCUGUGAUCAAUGAUUUAGUGAGCAUGCUUAAGGAGAUCGUUGUUGUAAACAUGACUUCUUUAGAAAAAGACGUAAUGGCUAUUUCCAUUUGUUUCAGAAUUUUAAAUUAUUCAAAGGAAAAAAUUUCUAAAGAUAUGUUUACUAAUAUUGCAACGUUACUGGAAAAACUAUUAAAUUACAAUAUAAUCGACGAGGGAUUAUUAAUUAUCAAAGAAAAAAUCAAUAAUUUACUAAUAACUUUAAAUGACCAAGAAUCGGUAAAAUUUGAAUGGUUUGAUGGUCUACUAGUUAGUGCAGUCGAAAAAGGUCAAUGGCUAAUUCUUGAUAACGCCAACUUAUGUUCCUCUUCAGUUUUAGAUAGAUUGAAUUCAUUAUUAGAGAUAAAUGGUUCAUUAAUAAUCAAUGAAUGUAGCGAUGAAGAUGGACAACCGCGGUUUAUCAAACCGCAUCCAAAUUUCAGAUUAUUCUUAACGGUGGAUCCUAAAUUUGGCGAACUUUCAAGAGCUAUGAGAAACAGAGGUCUAGAAAUUUACCUUGAUGAUUUGAACAAUAGAAUGACAACUUUCGAUAAAAAGUCUCUCGGCAAAUCUGUCAGACAAUUGCCUUUAAAGGCUUUUACGCCCUGUUAUCUGUCUAACGAAAUAAUGUAUGCUCAAAUAUAUGAUACUGUAUCUAGUUUUCAAGAUAUUAACAUUGAGACAUUAGUUACACUAACCUCACUAUCGCUUGUCUAUGACAUAGAUAAAUUUUCUAAGAAUAUUACAAACAGUGAUUUCAGAUUUAAGGAUGAAGUAAAACUAUAUUGUGAUUAUAUUAGAUUCAUAAGAGAAGAACAAGUACCUGAGUUGAUGAACUCUUUAGUACAUAACGUAAAAGAAGAAACAUCUAACAUUUUAGGAAAAAAAAUAUUUUCACUAGGCAACAAAGACCUUUUCCCUAUUAUCAACACAUACUUGGAGCAGUUUUUGAAUAAUAAUGAGACAAAUGUUUAUUCAAAAGAAUUAAUAUACAUGUUUACAUGCUAUAAGAUGCUUUAUGAUAAUUUUCUCCGUCUUAAAUAUGCUAAUGAAAAAUCACAAAAUGGCAAAAUAAAUGAAUUGAAUUACCUAGAAUUAUCUGCUGCACAUUUUAAUAAUCGUAAUAUUAAGAGACCACCAAGUAUUCCAAUCUAUGAAUUUUUGUUAUCAAUGAAUAACUUAAUAUUAUCAACUAUUAAGAAUGAAAAACAGAUUACGAAUAGUAACAUGUGUUAUCAAUUGUGGAAUUUGUUAAUAAUUUUAGAUAGCAUUUAUGCUUCAACGGAAAUUAAAGAUGAGGCACGUUUAAGAGUUUACAAAGAUCAGAUUUCAUCAUGGAUUGACAAAUCAAAUAAAAAGGGGAUAAAUACAGAAAGCUUCAGAUCUCUCUUAGAUUCAUUCAAGAACUCAAUGUCAUUGAAACAAGGGCAGUCGAUUAACCUAUUAUGGGAUGCGUAUAGAAAAGUUUACCCAAAUAGUAAAGUGAACUGGAAAAUAUGGAAUCAAUUAAUUAAUUUGUCAAAAAAAUUCGAUAAAGUUGUUGAUUUACAGUUCUCUGAGUCAUAUUCUUUCAUUGUCGAAUUAAGAAAAAUUUUCACGUUAGCUGCGAAAGACAUUCUUGAUGACAACACAAGUGAUACAUCUGUUAUGUUAUCAGAGUUAGAAGAAGGUAUCGAGUCUUUAUCAGAUAUAUCCAGCUCAUUUUUAAGAGAAAGAUCUCAUUAUUUCAGAGAAAAUUUUGACUCUUUAUCUUAUUUCAUUUUCAAUGAAGAGGUGAAUAUAGAAUCUAUUCAAAAUAUUGCUCCAUUGACCUCAUUAACAACUGAACAACUGAUUAAACUCGAAUUAAAGUUAUACACCUACCAACCUAUCUUUGAAAUUUUAUGGAGAAAAAAAAAUGACACAUAUAAUUCAGCAACAAGGUAUCUUUUUACAACUGAUUUCAUUAGGUCUUCAGUUAACAAGAGUUUGUUAUUGGAAUCAUUUUCAGGUAACCAAUUACCUCAAACAUUAUCUGAUGCCAAAUUAUUGUUACAAUCCUCAAUCUCUUCUUCUGAACUGCUUUUAGAAAAUAAGUCGGAAAGAUUCGGUUUUUACUUGAGUGAUUGGAUACUAUCAGUAAUAAAUUUACAUCUUAAGAGUAAAUUACUAAGUAUAAAAGAACCUUUCAUUGAUGAUCUGAUCAUAUCUGAAGCUGAGAGGCAUUUCCAAGAAUGUUAUAAAAACUAUUUGAAGCCCGCCAUAAAUAUUUUGAAGACGCAAUAUCUUUUAGAAGAAUUAGGCGAAGCAUGGAUAAUGUUUGGUAUUGGUUUAUUAGUAAUUUAUGCACCUGACUUUUCUUAUGAUCCAGCUGUCCAUGAUUAUGUUUCAUAUGAUAUAUUUGAACGAUUAAAGACGACAACAUUAAAUAUUUCUAAGAGUUUGGAGAUUGUAAGACAUGUAACGAUAGGUGACAGUCGUAUAUAUGCAGAAAAUUUAAUAGAAGAAGUGCCAAUAGAAGAAAAACCCAAUCUACCUCGUGUUUACCGUCCAAGAAGCUCUAUUGACGAUUUAUUAGAUGAGUGGUCGUUUUUCAUUGAAUCAACUGUUUCACCUGAGCAAGUUCUAAAACUUCGUGGUGCUCUGGGGACUUGGAGCAACACUACUUCUAACAGGGUAGACAUGUUUAACCAGAAUACCUCACACUUUUUACACCGUCUAAGUUCCAGAUAUCAAAUAUAUGGGGAUAUCAAUGAUAUUUUUUCUGGUUAUAUUUUCUCCAUCAAAUUUGGAAUAGAUUUGUUGGCCCAAUCGAAGAAACUAAACAAUAAAAACUUGAAAAUCUCACCAUUAUGGUCAGUAAAACCCGAUGUAUUGAUUGACAACUCUAGUUUGAGUACCAUUUACCAGAUGUUUAUGAAUAAAGCUAAAAAUGUUACUGAAAACAAUUUAGAUGUAGAAAAGAUUUUAACUUUUUUCAUGAGUUUAUUUAACUUACAUGAAAAGAACAUUUCGCUUCUUCCUACAUUUAACGAUGUGUUAUAUCUAUUGUAUACAAGGUGGACAUUAAGGAGAAUCAAAUCUGAACAAGAACAGCAAGAAAAGUCCUCCAUGUUUAAGUACCAAGAUAAAUCAUUUGAUGUUGAAGCUGAAUUUAAACAAAUGUUUCCAACCUAUGAUGGCGACAUGGACUUAGAUACUGUUACGCUCUUAUUGCCGAAUGAUGAUUUAUCAGAUAUUCAGUAUUCAUUAGCUAAAUCUUAUAUGAUGUUGUUCACUGAUGGAAAUUCAGAUAUUUCCAAAAUAGUUAGAAGUGGUGCUUCAAUAAAUGAAGCUUAUAACACAAUUCUAUCUAUAGAUUCCACAUCUGGAAUAAAUAGUGGAUCUUUAGCAUCUAUGAUUUUAUUAUUAGGGCAAGAGAUUAAUAAGUUUAAGAUUGAAAAUAAUGAGAAAUCUCUUGAUUUCUACAGAAAUUCAUCUGUAUCGGAAUCACAGAAAGCUAUUUCCGUCAUUAAUGGUCUUUGGACUUCAGUCAAUGAACUUCUAAAACAAUGGCCUGAUCAUGCAACUUUGAAUGAGUUAGACAGAAUUUGUAAGGAAUUUUUAGAAUUUCCUUCAAAUACUCCUCUUGCUAGGCAGAUUCAAAAGAUUGAGCAAAUUUAUACAUUCGUUGUCGAAUGGGAAAAAUAUGCUGCCUCAAAAGUCUCUUUAUCUAACCACUCAACAAAUAUUACAAACUUAAUUGUUUCGUGGAGGAGAUUAGAACUAAGCACUUGGAAUGGUCUCUUUGAGACUGAAAAUGAAAAACUUGAAAAGAAUAUUGGAAAGUGGUGGUUUUAUUUAUUUGAAAUUAUCAUUGUGUCAGGUUAUAAUCAAAAUGAAAAUGGCGAUGAUUCAUAUGUAUCAUUAUUGACAUCAUUGAAUACUUUUUUCACUAAAACUACAUAUGGUGAAUUUUCUAUUAGGAUACAGUUGACAAAAGCAUUUUUGAAUCAUUUAAAGAUGCUAAGCCCACUAAACCCACAACUAAUUCAAGCUUUAAGUAAUUCAAUCAGGUAUUAUGAGCAAUUUGAAAGUUUAAUCUCUGAGCAUAUUCUGAAAGCUAGAAAAAUUUUGGAUAAAGAAAUGAAAGAAAUUAUAUUAUUGGCUAGUUGGAAAGAUGUUAAUAUUGAUGCUCUAAAGCAAAGUUCCAGGCGUUCACAUAAUAGCUUAUAUAAGAUUGUGCACAAAUACAGGAAUGUAAUUUCUGGUGAUGUUCAGACUUUAAUUGAAGCAGGUAUCCCUUUCACACAAAAGGUAAAAGCUUUUAAUAAAGAGUUUAAAGUUCCGAAAUUUGCUGAUAUUGAUAUAGAAGCUUGCAACAGCAUUGUUGUUAAUUUACCAUCAUGGAAUGAAAGAAGUGGAAUCCUAAAAGAUAUGGAUUUGGUUAAUAAAAAUAUGGCAAGUUAUGUAGGAAAAAUCUCAAAGUUGUCAUUCCCUAACUUUAAGGAUUUAGUGAAAUCAUAUUUCCAUGAAGCAGAACUUCUAAAAUCAGAAACUCCUUCUACCUUAACAAAAGAAAAUAAAAAGUUGAUUGCAACCUUAAGAAACCAAAAAGCCAAAUUAUUUAGUGAUGUAUUGAAGGAAUUAAGAAGAAUUGGUUUAAAAACUAACUUCAGAAAGGAUAUCCACAGCGUCCAAUCAUCAGCAACUGCUAUACUAUCGAAUUCCGUUUCCUUUGAAGGAACAGAUCUCGAAAAUUGUGACAAAUAUUACUUUAGAAUUAUAGACUUAUUACCGAGGUUAAGAUCAGCAGUGUCUUCUCCAAGUGAAGACAUACCUAUUGCUAAUAUUGAAAGAGGUAUGGCUAUUAGUGAAAAUCUUGUCUUUUCAUUAUUAACAAUAAGGUCUAGAGGUGCCCAGUUAUCUACUGAGUACCGUAACUUUAAGACUCUCUAUUCUGAUAUAGAGACAAUUCAUUUUUCGUCAGGCUCAUUAAAGCAUAAUAUUAUAUCACAUAAUUUAUCGACUUACAAAAACAUUUGUAAGUGGCUACCUGUUUUAAUAGACUACUCUAUUGCAACUCUAAAAUCUACUCCAUCUGUUUUUUCAGUUGAACAUGAAAUAGAAUAUUUGAAGGAUGUUAAAUCAGAAAUUCUUUCAAACUUUUAUGAUAAGAUUAAUGCAAACAGAGUCUGUGAUGAUCAUGUUGCAUCUCUUUUGGAAGAGUUUAAGGUAUAUUUGUUGAAUGUAAACAAAAAAUUAAAUGCCAUGAAAGUAAAAGAUCAUGGUUUUAUUUAUGACAUUAUCACCAAUUGGUUAGUGUCUUCCUUGAUUAGCGACACCAUCGUUGAAUCAUCGCAGCUAUCAAUUAAUUUAAUCGAUAAUGAUUUUAGAAAAUUACAUACCUCAAUUAUGGUGUCUAUUCAGAAGAUUAUGUCUUUAGAAUUAAUGCCUAUCACCGAAGAUGAUGAUAAAUGGUUACAGAUAUCAUUACAGAGGUUAAUGAAAUUAAUGCAGACAUUAAACUUUUCUAAGGUUACAGCCAAUAUGAACAUCAUUGUUGAAAGGUUAAAAUCUGCCUCAUUAUCUAAUACUGAGUCUAUUUUGUUGAAAUCAUUAAUCGGUUUUACAAUGCCAUUAAUCAGACAAUACUACAAAACUUAUACUUCUUUAUUGAAGCUGUUUGCUACUUUUUAUGACGAAUUAGCAUACUGUUCAUUUACUUUAGCGACUAUGUUAUACAAUCUUGCUAAAAAUGGAUUUUGCUCACCAGAUUUACCAUCUGAAGAGAAAGACGAUAAUAAUUUACAAGAAGGUACAGGCCUUGGUGAUGGUUCAGGUGCACAGAACAAUUCUAAAGAUAUUGAUCAAGAUGAAGACUUAACAGAAGAUGCUCAAACUGCAAAUGGCGAUAAGGAUAAUAAAGAUGAUGAUGAUAAGAAUGACGACGAUGAUGCUGUUGAUAUGGAAGGAGAUAUGGCUGGUGAUCUUGAAGAUUUAUCUGAUCAACAAAAUAGUGAUAUGGAUGAUGAAGAAGAUGAUGAAGAGCUAGAAUUGGAUGAAGAAAUUGAUGACUUGAAUGAUGAUGAUCCAAAUGCUAUUGACGAAAAGAUGUGGGAUGAAGAGGCAUCUGAAAAUUCUAAAGAGAAAAACUCUGAACAAAAUGCAGGACCUGAAGGUGAUGAUGAUGAUGUUGAAGCAAAUGAGAAACCUGAAGAUAAUAACAAAAACAACGAAUCUUCUUCAAAAGAUGAAGAUAAUAUAAAAGAAGAAGCCAGCGAUUCCGAAACUAAUGAAGAUGUUGAUGACCCAACUAAUGACAAUGAUGGUGAUGAUGAUUCUGCCGAAGAAGAUGUCGGUGAACAAGAAGACGAGGUUCGUGAUGAUGAAAAGAAAGGUUUAGAAACCAAUGCUCCAGAAGUAGAAACAAUGGAUUUACCUGAGGAUAUUAACUUAGAUUCAGAUCUUGAUGAAGAAAACGAAAGUGCUACUGAGGAAUCUGGAAAUGAAUUAGGAGAUACUUCUAAUGAAGAAGAAGACAUUGGCGAUGAUGAUAAUAAUGAGAAUGUUGAAACUGAAAUUAAGGAAGAAGGUGCUGACAGUGAUAUUGAUGAAGAAAAUGUUAAUAGCGAUAUUGAAGAAGAAAAUAAUGUUGCUGAAAAUGACGAUAACAAUGUUUCAGAUAUGGAUGUUGAUGAUGCUGAGGAAGAAACUAACCAAAAUUCAGAGAGCGAAGAUGACCUAAUAGAUAAAGAUACUAAAGGUGAUGAAGAAAAUAAAGAAAUGGCUGGUGAAAAUACUUCAGAGGGCCUUGAUGGGCUUGAGGAAGAAAUUAAAGCGGAAGAUGUUGAUACUGAAGCUGCUGUACAACAACAAUCAGGCUCUAAAGGAGAAGGAUCGGAUUCUAAAAAUGAAGAAGAACAAGAAAAUAUCGGUUCAUUCGGUGAAUCAAAAGAACAGCAGCAGGAGUCUGAGAAAAAUGAAGAUACCAAUGAAGCCUCCAGAGAAGAAGCAAAAGAAACUUUAAAACAACUAGGUGACUCCUUAAAGGAAUUCCACAGACGUCGUCAAGAGAUUAAGGAAAAUACCAACAACGGAGAAGACAUUAAUGAUAAUAAUAGUAAAAAUGAAAAUAUCAAUGAGCUGGAACAUGUUGAUGGAGCCAAUACUAAUGAUGACACUCAAGCUAUGGGUGCCGCAAAUCAAGAGGAUGUUCAACCUUUCAAUGAUGACUUAGCAAUUGACCAAGGUGAUGAAGACAAUGUUAAGGAAGAUGUUGAUAUGAAACAAGAAGAAGAAUUAUUAGAAGAUCAUGAUACUGAAAUGAGACAUAACGAUGACUCAGUUGACACCAAUGAACAAAAUAAUGAAAAUUUGGAAAGCAAGGGAGGUUUCAUAGGAGAGAAAAAGGAUUUUGGGAUGAACGAUCCAUUUGUUUCUAACCAUUUAAUCGAUGAAGAAAAAGAUGAUUUAGACAUCCUACUCGAUGCUGUUGACAAAGAAGUGAAAUCCCUUGAGUUAGUCGAAACUCCUUUAAGAUCGAUCGAGGAGUCCAGGGAUUUAUGGAGAAAGAGUGAGAUUAACACCGCUGAAUUAGUUGCCAGAUUAGGAGAACAACUACGUCUAAUUUUAGAACCAACAUUAGCCACCAAGCUAAGAGGUGACUAUAAAACUGGUAAAAGACUCAAUAUGAAAAGAAUUAUUCCUUAUAUUGCUUCACAAUUUAGGAAAGAUAAAAUUUGGUUGAGAAGAACAAAACCAAGUAAACGUAAAUAUCAAAUUAUGAUUGCACUUGAUGACUCGAAAUCUAUGAGUGAAUCCAAAUGUGUUAAUCUUGCCUUUGAUAGUUUAUGUUUAGUGUCAAAGACUUUAACUCAAUUAGAAUCUGGCGGAUUGUCAAUUGUCAAAUUUGGUGAAACUACAAGAGAAGUUCAUUCAUUUGGCCAACAGUUCAGCAACGAAUCAGGAAUUAAAACGUUCCAAUGGUUUGGAUUUCAAGAGGGUAAAACUGAUAUAAAGAAGUUAGUUUCUGAAUCAAUUAAAAUCUUUGAAAAGAACGCAUCAUUUGAUGGUGGCGAUGAAUGGAAAUUACAGAUUGUUAUCUCCGAUGGUAUUUGUGAAGAUCAUGAGACUGUUCAAAGAUUAGUCCGUCGUGCUAGAGAAAGAAAAAUCAUGUUAGUAUUUGUUAUUAUUGAUGGUAUUUCCUCUAAUGAAUCUAUCAUGGAUAUGGGACAAGUUAAUUAUGUUCCUGAUAAAUUCGGAAAUACGAAGUUGGAAAUAACUAAGUAUUUAGACACGUUCCCAUUUGAAUUUUAUGUUGUUGUUCACGAUGUGACUGAACUGCCAGAAAUGUUAUCUACAAUUUUAAGGCAAUAUUUCUCGGAUUUAGCAUCCUCAUAA
Tetrapisispora phaffii CBS 4417 is the source of this 14706-nucleotide messenger RNA. RefSeq names its product AAA family ATPase midasin (gene REA1). The record is from RefSeq and is a predicted model, not a curated record. Gene Ontology annotation, cellular component: nucleus; preribosome, large subunit precursor. The transcript has a single exon. Gene Ontology annotation, biological process: ribosomal large subunit assembly; rRNA processing. Gene Ontology annotation, molecular function: ATP hydrolysis activity; ATP binding. Bases 1 to 14706 code for a protein of 4901 amino acids. NCBI's taxonomy places the organism in Eukaryota, Fungi, Ascomycota, Saccharomycetes, Saccharomycetales, Saccharomycetaceae.